Xenia sp. Carnegie-2017 is the source of this 2175-nucleotide messenger RNA. RefSeq names its product mannosylglucosyl-3-phosphoglycerate phosphatase-like. Lineage: Eukaryota; Metazoa; Cnidaria; Anthozoa; Malacalcyonacea; Xeniidae. Gene Ontology annotation, biological process: nucleotide catabolic process. The coding region runs from base 60 to 1958 and encodes 632 amino acids. The record is from RefSeq and is a predicted model, not a curated record. The transcript has 14 exons. Gene Ontology annotation, molecular function: hydrolase activity.
UUGCAAAACGUAAACAAUGCUGAUGCGCUUUUUUGGUUGCGGAGUGAAAUUUGAAAAAAAUGGGAUGUUCAGCUUCUAAAAGCUUGCAAAAAUCUGAAAGAAAUGGAAUUAGCGAUGGAAACGACGUAAAAAAUACGACGACAAGGGCUGACCGGAAAAGGAGACGACAGGAAGCGCGAAGAUGUCAAAACCCGGGACUUAAAACAGCAAGUGAUUACAUAUGGAUAUCGCUUCCUUUCCCGGAAGAUCAGCCAACAUUGCAGCAAAAUACAGUAGAGAAUGUGAUUGCUGUUGAUGAUACCACUGAAAUGGUUGAAAAUAAGCUGAAUGUAUCCAAAAAUAAAACAAAUACCGAUGUUAAUGUGAAAACUGUGCACAAAAACGCUGACCCGUCAAAUGCAAAUAAAUUACUUAUUUUGCACUUCAAUGAUGUUUACAAUAUUGAGCCUAGAGAGAAGGAGCCGGUUGGUGGUGCUGCCAGAUUUGCUUCAAAAAUAGCCACGUUCAAAUCUCAAAAUCCUAUUAUACUUUUUAGUGGCGAUGCUUUGAAUCCUUCAAUGAUGAGCAGUAUAACAAAAGGUGAACAAAUGUUGCCGGUCUUAAAUUGCUUGGGUAUUACCGCUGCAGUCUAUGGUAACCAUGACUUUGAUUUUGGAGUGGAUGAGCUUGUGGACUUUGCUAAUGAAAGCAAUUAUCCAUGGCUACUUAGUAAUGUAUUUGACAAACACACCAAGCAACCUCUGGCAGAUGGAAAAAAAUGCUUAAUACAUGAACAUAAUGGAAGAAAGAUUGGUAUAAUAGGUCUUGUGGAGAGCGAGUGGCUGGCGACCUUGGCAACUUUAUCAUUAGAUGAUAUUGAGUAUCAUAACUUUAUUGAUGUUGGAAACCAAUUAUGUUCUGAACUCAGGCAAAAGGGAUGUGAUUUUAUCAUUGCGCUGACACACAUGAGGCAACCAAAUGAUAUAAAGUUGGCUGAAAAUGUCUCAGAAAUUGAUUUGAUUUUGGGUGGCCAUGAUCAUUUUUAUGGUGUGAAAGAGAUUAAUGGAACAAAAAUAUUUAAAAGUGGCACUGACUUUAGAAAUUUCAGUGAGAUAGAAGUGUCAUUUUCCUCUACCGACGGCUCAUACGAUAUUCAAUAUAAAAGACAUGAUAUAACUCAAGAUGUUCCAGAAAAUCCAGAAAUUAAAGCUAUUGUCAAUAAAUAUUUAGAUGUUUUGGCUGAGAAAAUGGAAAGCGUUUUGGGUAGUAUUGAAGUGGAACUUGAUGGUCGAUUUCAAAGUAUACGUACUCGUGAAACAAAUUUAGGAAACUUAGUGGCUGACAUCACACGUAACGUCACUCAAGCUGACGUCAGUAUUGUUAACUCCGGUACUCUUCGUUCAGAUACAAUUCACCCACCUGGAGAAUUUAAAAUGAAACACUUGGCAAGUAUUCUUCCCAUGCCAGAUGCUAUUGUUACCCUUGAAAUUACAGGAAAACAACUUUUAAAAGCUCUCAACAACGGAGUCAGCCAAUGGCCAAAACUUGAAGGACGUUUUCCACAGGUGUCUGGUAUGACAUUUGCCUUUGAUCCUGAUAUGGAGUCUGGUGAAAGGAUAAUUGAAAGCAGCGUAAAAAUUGGCGGACAAAACUUAGAACAUGAGAGAAAAUACAAACUGUGUACGAAGGCAUAUUUGAGUCAUGGAAGAGAUGGAUAUGAAGUCUUUAAAGAUUGCCCUUUACUUGUCAAAGAGGAAGAAGGACCUAUAUUGCCCACAAUCGUUCGAAAUCAUUUCGUAUCUUGUAAUAUUGUUAAAGGAUUACAAAUGUGCCGUUCUGGUCACAGACAGUCUAUUACAUGUCUCGAUGCGCGGGAGUUACAUGAUUUUCAAAAGGAACGUUUUGCAAUUGAGAAACGCCACUCGACUAUUUCACCUAAGGUGGAAGGUCGAAUUCAGAUUAUUAAUCGUACAUUGUAAGAAAUCAUAGUUGUACCCAAUCAUUUUUCAACUCCUGCGCCACAUUCAAGUCGUAAAAUGUUCCUUUGAAAAUGCUAUGUAGAUUAUGAAAGAUUGUGUAUUUUUUUGUAAAAUAUAUCUAUAUUAUACAGGGUUUAUAUAAAUUGACAGGUUAUAUCAAAUUAAAUACAAGUGUUACAGAUGAUUGUUUCCCAUCAUUCCGUGCGCACUCAACUAA